Sporothrix schenckii 1099-18 is the source of this 1926-nucleotide messenger RNA. RefSeq lists its product as uncharacterized. The transcript is spliced from 3 exons. The record is from RefSeq and is a predicted model, not a curated record. Bases 1 to 1926 code for a protein of 641 amino acids. NCBI's taxonomy places the organism in Eukaryota, Fungi, Ascomycota, Sordariomycetes, Ophiostomatales, Ophiostomataceae.
AUGCAUCCCAUAUCCUCCUCUUCAACACCGGGCCCUGAUUCGGUUUUCGUCCGACACGAUGCCAGCCCAGGCGAUGUCGUCAUCCGUAUUGACGACAGGCUCGACUUGAAAACCAUCUCUGGGCGCGACGACCACAUGCCAUUUUUGCAAUCAGCCGAUGGAAUGAAGAUCACAGCAUAUGUCGCCGGCAGCGAAGUACCUCUUAGUGUCGCCCAAUCGGCCGGUGCACUCACGAUCAACUACGUACCGCGCUACUUUUGGCGCGGCCAGCCUGGGAGCGCGUCUACCCAUUACGCGAACAUUUACGCACCCGAGGACAACGCGGGCAGUUCUGCCAUCUACUCCGGCGUACCGCCAUUCUAUCCUACGGGCCCCAGUCAAGGGCAAGAUUCUGUAUCCGGAGAAAAGAAGGGCGACGAACAGGCCCGGUAUAACCAGGACAACGAAUGGCAACGGCCGGCGUCGACGCUCAGCCUGCCCAUCGGUGACCUGGCCAUGUGCUACUUUGCGUCCAACUUUGUGCUCAUCCCGCGGCGGCCCUUUGGCGGCAGCUUCUUUGAAUUUAUCGUGCCCGUCCUCCAAGGGCAGCCCCCAGAUAGUUCUGUCCAGUAUGCACUGCGUGCGUGCGCAUUUUCAGCGCUGGGCAAUCGCUGGGUCAGCGAUACGGUUGACUUUCACGCCAUAGGCAUCAGUCAGUAUACGGCGGCUCUGGCGAAGACGACUCAGAACCUGAAAAACCCACGGCUCAGGACGACGGACGCGACAUUGGCGACGGUGCUCCUGAUGGGGCUUUUCGAGAGCAUCACGGCAAAGAAGGAAAUGUUUGCGUGGCGCUCGCAUAUUGAAGGCGCUGUGCAAAUUGUACAGAGUCGGGGCCCGGGCAGGAUCCGCACGCGUGUUGAGAAGCUGCUCUUCAAUUCGGUCCGCAUGCAACUAAUCUACCAUACGAUGACGGCCGAUUCGCCCCCGACGUGGAACAUCAACUGGUGGUCUGGCGAGAACAUUCUCGACUCGGCCACGCUCCGCUCCCAGCGCUUCCUCAUGGAAACGGCCCAGAUUCGCCGCGAGCUGGACCGCUACGUCAAAGCGUCCGCGGGCCAACAGGCCAUUUCCCACAAGGAACUCAGCAUGUACAUGCUGCGCGUCAGGGCCAUCGACAGCGAGAUGGCCGCGUUCCUCGCCUCCUUACCCCACGAGUGCAAGCCCUAUACCCGCGCCCUGGCCGGCGACGUACCGGACGGAGACUACGAGAAUGCCGAGGCGUAUCCCGGCCGCGUUGACAUGUACCCGGACAUUAGCAUGGCCACAGUCUGGGUCGGCAUCCGCUCGUGCCGUCUUGUCAUGUCGUGUUCCAUUGUGCGCUGUCUCGCCCUCACGUGUCCGCCCGGUACCGAUUACCGCACGCUGCCCGAGUGCAUCGAGGAGACACGUCGAUGCAAAGGUCUCGUGGACGAUGUUGUCGCCGCCGUGCCUUACUUUUUGGGAUCGGUGCCGUCCAUGCCACCAAUAUCGAAUUCGCGGCAAGGGACGGUUCCGCAGCUUGGCCCGACCUCGGCUUCGGCGGCCACGUCUGGCUUUGCCUGCGGUGACGACCACGGCCAUGGCAUGCCCAAAGUCCUGGCGGCCUACCUGCUCAUCUGGCCGCUGGCCGGUGCCUACACACACGACUGUGCCACGCCGACCCAGCGCCUCUAUAUGGCCGGCCGCUUCAAGUAUAUGGGCAAUGUCCUGGGCCUGCGGUACGCGCUCUUGUGUGUCGAGACGCCCUUCCGGUUCCCAUCGAUGUUUAUGUACCGAGACCGGUUGAUUGUCACCGGUUCGCCAGCCAACAGCCCGCCCUCGGACGGGGCAUCCACCGCCAGCAGCCUGCCAUACAUAGGACUGGGCCGAAGCCCGGCCAACUUCCGGGCAAGCCCAGAACGAUAG